Syngnathus typhle (broad-nosed pipefish) is the source of this 4754-nucleotide messenger RNA. It is a transcript of the gene nbeab, whose product is annotated as neurobeachin b. Gene Ontology annotation, biological process: intracellular protein localization. NCBI's taxonomy places the organism in Eukaryota, Metazoa, Chordata, Actinopteri, Syngnathiformes, Syngnathidae. The transcript is spliced from 24 exons. The record is from RefSeq and is a predicted model, not a curated record. Gene Ontology annotation, cellular component: membrane; cytosol. Bases 364 to 3513 code for a protein of 1049 amino acids. Gene Ontology annotation, molecular function: protein kinase binding.
GUCAACUUAUGGCGCGGCGUGUCACGGCGGUAACAAGAGGUGCAAGAGGAGAGUCACUUCCUCUCGUCUUCACGGGAAGGUGGCGGCGAGCGACUUGACGGCAUCUGGCCACCAUCAGUUCCUCCUGCCUGAGAAAGGCACCUUUCUGUUUUUUGACAAAAGAUGCAAACUCACUUCUGAGUGACAGCCUGCUAUUCCACACACGGCCAUGGCGGCGGCGGCGGCGGCGGUGGCGACGACGACUUCUUCCCAUUCCUCUGGCGAGCGCACGAGAGUUGCCGUCUUGUCAUUGUUGUUUACUAACGACUACAAUUGAAUGCGUCUCUGCAAACAAGCUCUUGUUUCUGCAACAAACAAAGCCAAAUGAAAAAUAGAUUGAUUGAUGCACAGUCAAGGCAGAAAAAGAAAUCUUUAAUGCCUCAGUCUGUUUCCGUUUUGCUUGCCUUUGCAGGUCUGGUGUGCAUGAAGUCGAGCACGUCGGUGGUGGAGCUCGUUAUGCUGCUUUGUUCUCAAGAGUGGCAGAACUCCAUCCAGAAGAACGCAGGCUUGGCCUUCAUUGAGCUCAUCAACGAGGGAAGGCUGCUGUGUCACGCCAUGAAGGACCACGUGGUGCGGGUGGCCAACGAAGCCGAGUUCAUCCUGAACAGACAGCGAGCCGAGGAUGUCCACAAACACGCCGAGUUUGAGUCAAACUGCUGCCAGUACGCCGCCGAGAGACGCGAGGAAGAGAAGAUGUGCGAUCACCUGAUCGGCGCCGCCAAGCAUCGAGACCACGUGACGGCGAGUCAGCUGCGGCAGAAGAUCGUCAACAUCCUCACCAACAAACAUGGCGCCUGGGGGACCUCGGGCCAAAGGCCGCCUCACGACUUCUGGCGUCUGGACUACUGGGAGGACGACCUGCGGCGGAGGCGGCGCUUGAUCAGGAACCCGCUGGGCUCGGCGCACUCGGACGUGUCGUGCAAAACUCUGCAGGAGUACGUGACCGAAGAGGACGAGCUGGUCAAGUUAAAGACUUCCCCGCUCUUCCCCGGCCAAAGUGUUGCCAACCAAAACCCCGAAACGGAGCUGAUUCUGGAGGGAGACGACGACUCUGCCGGCCUGCUGCUGCAGGAGAAGGAGGCCGACAAUCUGGGUGGCCCUGUGGUACUGAGUAGCCCGGCCCAGCUGGUGGCGCCCGGCCUGGUGGCCCGGGGGACCCUCUCCAUCACCGGCAGCGAAAUCUACUUUGAGGUGGACGAGGACGACCCCGCCUUCAAGGGGGUCAGCCCCAAGGUGUUGGCCUACACUGAAGGUCUGCACGGGAAGUGGAUGUUCAGCGAGAUCCGCGCCAUCUUCUCCAGGCGUCACCUGCUGCAAAACACAGCCAUGGAGGUCUUCAUGGCCAAUCGAACGUCCGUCCUGUUUAACUUCCCCGACCAGGCCACGGUGAAGAAAGCAGUCCACAGUCUUCCUCGAGUCGGAGUGGGGACCAGCUAUGGACUCCCUCAAGACAGGCGCGCCUCACUGGCCAGCCCUCGGCAGCUCUUCAAGUCGUCCAACAUGACGCAGCGCUGGCAGAGGAGAGAGAUCUCCAACUUUGAGUACCUCAUGUUCCUCAACACCAUCGCAGGCCGGACGUACAACGACCUGAACCAGUACCCGCUCUUCCCCUGGGUUCUGGCCAGCUACGACUCUCAAGAGCUGGACCUCACCCUGCCCGCCAACUUCAGAGAUCUCUCCAAGCCCAUCGGCGCUCUCAACCCGAAACGCGCCGCCUUCUUCGCCGAGCGCUUCGAGUCGUGGGCCGAUGACCAGACGCCGCCGUACCAUUACCCAAGCUUCUGCUCCACCGCCGCCUGCGCGCUGCACUGGCUCGUCAGGAUGGAGCCCUUCACCAGCUUGUUUCUCAGCGCCAACGAUGAUAAAUUUGACCACCCGGACCGCAUCUUUUCCUCCAUCGCCCGCUCAUGGAGGAACUGUCAACGAGACACCUCCGACGUCAGGGAGCUGAUCCCGGAGUUCUUCUACCUGCCGGAGAUGCUGGUCAACUCCAACGGCUACCAUCUGGGAAUGCGGGAAGACGGCGCCGCCGUGGGCGACGUGGACCUGCCGGCCUGGGCCAGGACCCCUGAAGACUUUGUGAGGAUCAACAGAAUGGCGCUGGAGAGCGAGUUUGUGUCGUGUCAGCUGCAUCAGUGGAUUGACCUCCUUUUCGGCUACAAGCAGCGCGGGCCCGAGGCCGUGCGCGCCCUCAACGUCUUUCACCACCUGACCUACGAGGGCGCCGUCAGCCUGGACGCCAUCGCAGAUCCUUUGACCAGAGAGGCCACGGAGGCGCAGAUCCGGAGCUUUGGACAGACGCCAUCUCACUUGCUCAUCGAGCCACAUCCUCCACGCAGCUCCGCCAUGCACCUGAGUCCGCUGAUGUUCAAGGACCAGCUGCAGCAAGACGUCAUCAUGGUGCUGAAGUUCCCGUCCAACUCGCCGGUGACGCACGUGGCCGCCAACACGCUGCCACACCUCGCCGUGCCGGCCGUGGUCACCGUCACGUGCAGUCGCCUCUUCGCCGUCAACCGAUGGCACAACACGCUCGGCCUCCGAGGAGCACCAGGAUAUUCCCUGGAGCAGGCUCAUCAUCUCCCAAUCGAGAUGGACCCGCUGAUCGCCAACGGCGCUGCGAGCAACAAGCGUCAGAUCACAGACUUAGUGGACCAGAGCAUCCAGAUCAGCACGCAAUGCUUUGUGGUGACAGCUGACAACCGCUACAUCCUGGCGUGCGGCUUCUGGGACAAGAGCUUCCGCGUGUACUCCUCCGAGACAGGAAAGCUGACCCAGAUCGUGUUUGGUCACUGGGACGUGGUGACGUGUCUGGCGCGCUCCGAGUCCUACAUCGGGGGCGACUGCUACAUCGUGUCGGGUUCCAGAGACGCCACUCUUCUUUUGUGGUACUGGAGCGGCAGGCAUCACAUCAUCGGUGACAACCCCGUCAACGGCGACUACCCGGCGCCACGAGCUGUCCUCACGGGUCACGACCAGGAAGUGGCGUGCGUGGCGGUGUGUGCUGAGCUGGGGCUGGUCAUCAGCGGGGCCAAAGACGGUCCCUGCCUGGUGCACACCAUCACGGGGGACCUGCUGCGGGCGCUGGAGGCUCCCGAGAGCUGGCGGCAGCCGCGGCUCAUCUCGGUGUCCAGCGAAGGCCACUGCAUCGUCUACUACGAGCGCGGACGCUUCUGCAACUUCAGCGUCAACGGCAAGCUGCUGGCCCACAUGGAGCUCCGCGACAGCACCAGGGCCAUGGUGCUGAGCAGCGACGGGCACAACCUGGCGACGGGCGGCGACAGCGGCGUGGUCCAAGUGUGGCAGGCGUGCAGCCUCAAGCCGCUCUACGUGUACCCGGCCUGCGACGCCGCCAUCAGAGCCAUGGACCUGUCGCAUGACCAAAGGACGCUGAUCACCGGGAUGGCCUCAGGGAGUAUCGUAGCAUUCAACAUCGACUUCAACCGCUGGCAUUACGAGCACCAACACAGGUACUGAUCCCCGCCCGACCCGGCGGACACUCUGGACCUGGACUGUGCCCGUGUUGCGUCCGGCCGGCACCGAUCUCGGUGGCCUUGAAAAGUGAAGCAAAGAACGGCUUUGCGUUCAGCAUGGACGUGCUUUCUGCUGGUUUCACGUCACCGGCCGCAGUUCAGGGAAGCCAACCAGAACGUGUAAAUAUGCAACAAAAGUGUUCCUAGACUUGGCUUGUCAACCAAACAAGACAUGACGAUGAGAUGAAUUGGUGGUUUUGGUUCAAGAAAUCCUUUUAAGUCGGGACUGUUUAUUUCUGUCAGCUUGUGCAUUUUAAAUAUUCAGACACGGAACUGAACUGCUGGGAGUUUCCAUCCUCGUGGGACGCGCAGCUGGCCAAAGCAAAUAUAAUUGGAGAGAGUCACAAGUAUUUACAAGCCAGAAAAUUGUUUUGGGGUCUUUUUCAUUGCCAAUGAUGUGCUGAGGCCAAAAUGGUGGCGCCCAUUAACUCCUAAAAGGGGGGAAAAAAAUGUGCCAACGGGUUCUCAACCUGGUGAUUUCUUUUUACAUGCAGACGCAGCCGCCAUGUUGUCACUGACAUUCGAAAUCUCCUCUUGUUAUUAACAUUUACAACCUUUUUUAAUCGAGAAAACUUUUGAAUCAUAUCAUAUUAAAUGCACGUUUUGUUUGCCAGCUCAGCUAAAUUGAGCGUCAACGUGUUUGUGUAAUGUGCACAUGUACUUUCAUUUGAUUUUAAUGUUUGUUUUUUUCCAAGUACAUUUGUCCAUUUCAAAAGUGCCGUGUGUGCUGGGAAGCAAUAUGAAACUUAAAAGGAACUGCGCAGUAUUAACAUGAAAUUAUCCAAUAUGCAAAUUGAUUCAUGUUUUUUGGCAAACUUGCGAGAGGUGAGCGACAGCGGGAACGCAAGUUUUCGCUUGUUUUCAUUUGAGAAUAAUUUCCUUUAAAUUAUAUUAAUUUGUUCACGUUGUGAAUGUUUUAUAUGUGCCAUCAUGCUUGGUUGACUUGUAUUUAUUUUUCUCAGUUGCAUUUUUGAUUUUUAAAAAAAUGUCUGGGAUGAUGUCUUCGGUUGGUAUUUAAGCAAACGUGUUUCAAAAUGACUGUGAAUUCCUCUUGCUGAAGGUUUUCUUUUCCGCGUGCUUAUACUGCCCUCUACUGUCUGAACCUGUCACAGCAGGACUUCGCUUUCAAAAAGUCAUGCAGCAAUUGUUUGCCCACAUCACUUGUAUCCUUUUAAUACGUUUAAA